Molecule: messenger RNA, 1617 nt
Organism: Parathielavia appendiculata
Lineage: Eukaryota; Fungi; Ascomycota; Sordariomycetes; Sordariales; Chaetomiaceae
Product: MFS general substrate transporter
Exons: 5
Coding region: 1-1617 (538 amino acids)
Biological process (GO): transmembrane transport
Cellular component (GO): plasma membrane
Molecular function (GO): transmembrane transporter activity
Source: RefSeq, a predicted model, not a curated record
AUGGGGGAAGAGGAUGAUCAUAAUGAUUGGGAGGAGGAGGAGGAGGAGGAGGAGGAGUACGCGAGGUAUCCAUCGACUUUAGGCCUGAUCCUAAUCGCCGUGGGUCUUUCGCUCUCUGUCUUUCUCGUGGCUCUGGAUCAAACCAUUGUUGCCAACGCCAUACCCAAAAUUACCGACGAGUUUGGAAGCAUGUCAGACAUUGGAUGGUAUGGGAGCUCGUUUCUCCUGACCGUAUCUGCCUUCCAGCUUUUCUACGGAAAGGCCUACACGUUCUUCGCCAUCAAAGUCGUCUUUCUGCUUGCCAUCGGCCUCUUCGAGCUCGGGUCCCUCGUAUGCGCGCUCGCACCCACUAGCGCUGCCUUCAUCAUUGGACGCGCUGUGGCCGGACUCGGCGCAUCAGGCAUCUCGCCGGGGGCCCUAAUCAUCAUCGCCCACUCGGUGCCGCUGCGCAGACGGCCCAUCUUUCUCGGCUCUAUGGGCGGUAUGUAUGGCAUCGCGUCCGUCUGCGGGCCGCUGCUCGGAGGUGUCUUCACAGACCAGCUUACGUGGCGAUGGUGCUUCUACAUCAACCUGCCCUUCGGCGCCUUCGCCGCCCUGGUCAUUGUCCUCUUCUUCCGGCCGCCCGACCAGCCCAACCUGGUGCAACUGUCGGUCCUCGACCGCAUCAAGAAGAUCGAUUGGCUUGGCCUGGUUCUUUUCAUCCCGUCCAUCGUCAGUCUCCUGUUAGCGCUACAGUGGGGUGGUUCGACGUACCCUUGGCGCGAUGGCAGAAUCAUCGGCCUGUUCGUCGUCUUUGGAGUCACGGGCGUGGCCUUCGGCGCCGUUCAGUUCUGGAGAAAAGACGAUGCCAUUGUCCCGCCACGCAUCAUCGCUCAGCGGAGUGUCGCCGCGGGUGCGUGGUACGCCUUCUGCAAUGCCUCGGCGUUUCUGAUCGUUGUCUACUACACCCCGCUCUGGCAUCAGGUGAUCCAGCAUGUCAGCGCGGUAGACUCGGGCCUCCGCCUGCUUCCUGUGUUGAUCGGUUUGGUCGUCAUGCUGUUGGUGUCUGGGGCUUUGGUGUCUCUGAUAGGUUAUUACACCCCAUUCAUGAUCCUGGCGUCCAUUCUCACUCCUAUUGGCGAGGGCCUCAUGUCUACGUGGACCGUCGACACCACCUUCAGCCAGUGGUUCGGCUACGAAGCCCUCACAGGUCUCGCCUUUGGGAUGGGCAUGCAGCAGCCCCUGAUGGCCGUGCAGGCCGUCUUGCCCAUCGAGGAUGUUCCCAUCGCCACAUCGGCCGUUGCUUUUGCCCAGACCCUGGGGGGAGCCGUCUUCCUCGCCAUCGCCCAGGCCGUCUUCCAGAACCGCCUCGUCCAGAAUCUCCCGUCCACGCUGGGUGCCGUUAGCUCCGGCUCAGCCGAGAUGCUCCAGGCUGGCGCCAGCGCCAUCUACACUACUGUUCCGCCGCACCUGUUGCAACCCGUCUUGGUUGCCUUCAACGAUGCCUUGACACAUGUGUAUGUCGUCAGCAUCUGCAUGUCAGUACUCACCAUUGUGGGCAGCCUCGCCAUGGAGUGGAGGAGUGUCAAGAAAAAGAGCUCAAAACUGAACAACGGCAACACCGAGGGCCAGGUUUAA